This is a messenger RNA of Blastomyces dermatitidis ER-3, 2687 nucleotides long. RefSeq names its product transcription factor tfiiic complex subunit tfc6. The coding region runs from base 149 to 2431 and encodes 760 amino acids. Gene Ontology annotation, biological process: transcription by RNA polymerase III. Gene Ontology annotation, cellular component: transcription factor TFIIIC complex. The transcript is spliced from 3 exons. Gene Ontology annotation, molecular function: protein binding. The record is from RefSeq and is a predicted model, not a curated record. NCBI's taxonomy places the organism in Eukaryota, Fungi, Ascomycota, Eurotiomycetes, Onygenales, Ajellomycetaceae.
ACACAAUGGGCGCGUUUCCUAGGAUUGAUGUAAGAUCUGCGGGUGAUAUGAACGGAAAUUUGUAAUUUAUCAGAGGAUCAAAGCGUUUAUCCCGGCCGCUCUUUCAACAAAUGUCCACUGCAACGGUUGCGUGCUACUACAAUGUGAGAUGGCUUCGUCGUCUGUGAGAAGGCUUCCUCGCCGACGGGCUGCGGCUCCAAAAUACACAACAGGGCUUGAGGUCGGAUCCUCCGAAUCUGAACAAUUAAGCAGCGACGAGGAAGAAAGCUCCUAUGAACUGGACACGGAAGGCCGGGGUGCAAAGAGAGUACGCCGGGGCACGCGUCGCGGGGAUGAUGAAGAAUAUGAAGAGCAAGAUAAUGAUGCCGAACGCAUGGUGGAUGAUGACGACAUGGGAUCUGCUUUGCGGUCCGAUCUGGAGGAAGCGGACAAGGCAAAGAAAACUCGACCAAGGCCAGUUGGACGCAUUGAGGAACAAGAUCCCAUGGCUACUCAUUCAAGAGGUCUCUACAAACCGUCAGCGCAUGGUGCCAAAAUGACCUACUUGAAAUUAACGUUCGGCGCCAGCGAUGAGGAUUUGUUGCCCAUGAUAUAUACUAGAGCUAGAUGGACAAAAGGUCGAGAUGCGACAUUUCCUAGUAGGGAUACUUUACGGGAAGCGCUUAGCAUGACUAUUGACGAAAUUGGAGCUGCUUUUGGGGUGAGCGGUGAUAUGUUGCGCAAGGAGGCGACAUCUGGCUGGGAUUGGUACUAUGGCGAAAAUAACAGUAGCCGGUUUAGCAAAAGACAACGAACAGUGGGUAUCACAGCUGAGGAAGGAAAACCUUAUUUGCGCCGGGCCAGGACGAAAAAGCACACUGUCAUAAUUGGACCUGCAUCAUCUCAAAGAGUCUACGAGCUUGCUGUGGGCCAAUCGCUGGACUUUGGCGAGGCAUGGAGUGAAAUCAAACCGAAAGGGAGACCCCCAGGACGCCCUAAAAAGGGAGAUAAGCUGACCCGUCAGGCGGUAGAGGCUCAAGAGCCUUUAUUACCCGAAACUGAACUAAUGUCUGAGGUACAGAAUGGUUCUGCGUCUCGGUCACGAAGGAAUCGUGAAGGGUGGAUUCUGAAUUUGGGCCAUAAGGUUCAGUGUGUAUCAUGGGCGCCAAACUGUGCUGGGAGUUCGCAAUAUCUUGCGGUAGCGAUUCCAAUAUCAGAUUCGCAGAAACAGUCGUUGGAUGGGAUUUCCCAGGGUGCACCAGCCUUUACGCCUUCCCCGCCAUAUCCGUCUGCCAUACAGAUUUGGUCCUUUGAGUCUACGAAAGAAGAUAAUGAUGUCCGACAACUUGAUAUGAGUGUCAAGCCGCGCUUACGACAAGUAAUAUGUACAGAUGCUGGUGAUAUCAGGCGCCUAUCCUGGUGCCCAAUGGGCCGGGAUGAGCGAGGAGGAGAUGAAAUUGUUGAGAGUGUCAAUAUCGGCCUUUUGGCAGGCGUUUGGGGAGAUGGGAGUGUCAAGGUUUUGGACGUGCAACUAAACAAGCUGGCCAGUGAGACGGAAUAUGUCCAGGUUCACGUGCCUGCUUUUGAGGCUAAACCACCAUCGACACUUUGCACCUGUUUCUGUUGGCUUUCCCCGAGCGACCUCGCGAUUGGCACUGCCAGUGGGUUUGUUGGAGUUUGGAGUCUGUCAUCGCCAUCCGAUGCUAACGAAUUAGGCGCAAAUCCAACACCGUACAUAUACCUUCCUGUCCAUACCUCCUACAUUCUCAAUAUCACGUCAUCAUACCCAACGUACCCACAUAUACUUGUUACGACGGGAAUGGACGGCAAAACAAAACUUUUUUCCCUCCUAGAUCCCAAAACAGAUGUUACAGAGACUUCGCGUUCGCGAGUGGGUUCAUAUGAAGUAUCAUAUUCGCCCUUCUUGCGAACAUACAUUUGCUCAGAUGACACUGAAUUUGUUCGAAUCCAGCCACUCCGACGGUUCUUCUCUACAUCUUCCAUAUUACAAACGUAUGAUUUGGUAUCAGCUAUUACGCCAGCGAAUCUAUGCCACCCAUCCUUUUUGGCCGGUAACGUAAGCGGCACUGUCGCGGUCACGAAUCCAGUUCUCAGAUUGAUAAAUCCCAAGGAGAAGAACUGGCAGCAGACGUGGUUUAGCCAUGAAUGGAUUCCUAACAAGAACGAAGAACAUGGCACUGAACAGAAGGAUGAUACUGCGGGGCCCGGGGUUAGCAAAUUUUAUGAUGGGUUCAAGGCAGAAGUACCCAUGCUAACCAGAAAGUUGACGGGAGAUAGGAGGAUGGCAGACGGUAACCUUGCGAUAGCAAUUUUUGAAGAAGGAAGUGCGAUUACAUCACUCGCAUGGAAUCCAAAUAAAGAAUGUGCAGGAUGGGCAUGUGCAGGGAUGGGUUGUGGUUUGCUCCGGGUUGAGGACUUAGCUCUUCGGUGAAGGAAAUCGUUUCAAGUGGAAGUUGGGAAUUUCUAUUGUGCUUGCGGAGUACAUACUCCCAUUUUAUGUACCCUCGCAACUCAUAGCUAUUAUAGAGUACUCCAUAAAUUGUGAGCAAAUGAUGACUACUACAGGUACUCCGUGAAUUAUACUCCUCUUCAGAGUUCUGCCGGGUUGUUUUGUACUACCCCGCGAUUUGCCCUUGGACCUUGGCAUUCUGGGCACAAAUGAUACCCGCUUAUGCUUGGCACUAUGU